AUGACGACGCUCGUGCGGUGGCUCCUCAGCGUCGUGGGGCGGAGGUGGUGGACUAGAGCGCUCUCAGUGGAGCCUGGGGUCUGCCGAUUCGCCGGCGACGACGUCGAUGACGUAUGGGUGCAGCUGCACUACGUGGCAGAGGGCGGACGGGUCAUCCUGUCCCCAGAGGUUGACAUCUACGUGGAGGACAUGAGCUGCGGCAGGGCCGAGACCUGGCCUGCCCGACCCAUCCCGCUGGCGCAGCGGAUGGGCAGGAUGCGGAGGCUGUAUCGCUUCGAAGAGGCGCUGGGGCCUGAGAAUCGGGCCAAGACGCUGACGCGGGGCCGUCAGGCGGCGCUGGAGGUAGAGGCGGCGUCGCCUGAGCCGAGGGAGGCCGGGGCCGUGAGCGGCCAGCGGGUCUCGUGGCAGGAGGGCGCUGGUAGGCGGCUGGCCGCGGAGCGGAGGGGCCUGCUGUGCCUGAGCAUGGCCGUGGCUCGCCGGGCGGGGACGCCGCUGGAGGCUCCUGCUGGGGGUGACGCCUGGGUCGGCCGCAGUGGCGUGCCCGACGAUGUGAUCGGGGCGGAGGUCGACGUGGCGAAGACUGGAGGCCUGAGCUUCGAGGACGGGCCUGAGGCGUUCGGGGUGCUGAGGUCCGCCGACGGUGGCACGGGGCGACUCGGCCGGCUGGGCGCGGGGUCGGACGCUGGGCGCCUGGCAGAGGAGGAGGCUUUCAGGCAUGGCCCAAGCAGGAGCCAGGCGCGUGCCAAGGGCCCCGAGCGCCGACGCACUGCGGCCGCGGCGCCGCUCGAGGAUGAGGAGCCCGCCGGGCCCCCACGCGGCGCGGCUAUGCCAGAGCUGGCGCAGCCGCUGCUGGCGGGGCCGCAGGGCGAGCAACGUGACGCCCUCGCCCGCACGCUCUGGGUCUUCUACGACGAGCAGGGCGGACGGGACAGACGAUGGCGAGACGUGGUAGGCGAGUCGAGGCAGGGGCGCCGCCCAGACGCACGGGUGGGCAGACCGCCGGGGGCUCUCCACAUGCGCGAGCACAUGGUGAGGCACGGAGGCGACCUGCGGCUCGAGCCCGACCUCACCGUAUGCGUGAGGGGCCGUGGGGAGAAUGACUGGGUGGUGCAGAAGCUGAGGACGAUCGCCUACGGAGACCUGCUCAAGCCGAGCUGGACGAACGCGGACAUCUUCGCGGACGUGAGCUCGGAGAAGGACGUCUCGGGGUCAGAGCUCAGGGGCUACAUCCACCAGGGGGCGCAGAAGACGUGCGAGGUGGAGCAGGCGCAGAAUCGGGCAGCCCGCAGCUUCCUGCCGCUCCCGCUGCUGGGCGACGCUGGCCGCCGAAUUCGCGGCAGGUCUUGCAGGGCGAGGCAGUUCGGCCGAGAGAAUCGGAUUGCGGCGGAGGUCAACGGUAUCGUCGAUGCCGUUAACUGGAUGUCGGGGUACGACUCGCUUCCUGGCCCAGCCAAUGACAUGCAGCGGGAUGUACUAGCGCGCUUCGAGGGCCUCGUUCGGGGCCGGCAGCCGGACGCCAAGUUGCAGGAUCCGCAGGCGGCCCUCCGGGAGCUGCUGCGGGGCCGCUCGCCAUACGACGGGCGCAGUGGCCCGACGACGGUCGCCUCCUACAGUGCAGGGCUCGUCAGCAUGCCGAUGGACGUGAGCGACUGCCCGCGUCUAGAGGACCUCUUGCCUGGCGAGGCCCUUACUUUCCUGCAGGAGCGCCAUGAGCGCAUGUUGCGAGAAUCACCCUUGCCGACUGACGUCGAGCCAUACUUCGACUCGGUCCUCAAGUUCAACCACAAGGAGUACCGCGGCCUGGUGCGCCGGCUGCUGUCGGCUGGCAUUCUGGGAUGGACUCUAACACCGAAAGAGAGAAUUGGGAUGUUUUUCGUGUGGAAGGAUGGGCGGCGCCGGCUUCGCCUCAUAGUCGACGCCCGCCGUGCGAACGCCCACUUCAAGGACCCUCCUGGGGUGGAACUUUUGAGCAGCGAGGGCCUUGCCAGAAUCGAGGUGCACGUGCCAGACGCGGGCUUCUCGAACUACGAGGACCUCCGCGCCGCGCUGGAGGCGCAGCAGGUGUACAUCGGCAUGGCGGACGUGAAGGACUGCUUUCAUAGGAUGCGUAUUGAUUCGGCCCUCUCGCAGUACUUCUGCCUGCCGCCGGUCAAGGUCGAGGGGACCAAGGUGCAGACGUCGACGGCCAUCUACCCUUGCUGGCAGGUGCUGCCCAUGGGCUUCAGCUGGUCUCUCUACUUCGCCCAGCGGGCCAACGAGGAGGUGAGCCGCCGCAGCAGCGCGCUCCUUCGGGGGCCCGGUCUCUCAGACCAUGGGCCACCGCUCGUGUUCGCGCCGGGCAGAGCGUCCCAGGAAGUCAGGCACUACGUGUAUGUUGAUAACUUGGGGGUCUUCUCGCUCUUCUCUGAACUCGUGAGCGGCGUGAUGAACCAGCUGACAGGCGAGUUCACCAAGCUGAGCCUACUGCUGCACAAAGACGAGCUGGUGCCGGACAAGGCAGUAGCGCUGGGCACGGAGAUCGACGGGGGCCAAUUGCGCACUCGUGUGACCGGUGAUCGGUUCUGGCGCUGCCGCCAGGCCGUGCGAGGCCUCCUAGCCCGCCGCCGUGUCAAGGGGUGGGCCGUGGAAGCAGUGCUGGGCCACCUAACCUUUUGUGGCCUCUGCUCGCGCGGCACCUUGUCAGCCUUCAAUUCAGUCUACGGCUUCGUGCGAGCCCACUACGACGAGGCGGCCGUGCUAUGGACUGAGGCGCGGCAGGAGCUGACGGCCUUCAGCUCUUUGAUGUACUUCCUGGAAUCAGAUUGGUGGCUACCUUGGAAUCCCUUGGUGCAGCAGUCAGAUGCCAGUCUUCACGGCUACGGACUGGCAAGGGCCUUUUGGCCGCGGGAGCUGGUGGAGUCAGUCGGGCGCGUGCCUGAGCGAGCCCGCUUCCGCCGGCGCUGCGCGCACAGUGCCCGCGAGGCUGCGCUCUGUGCAGCUGGUUUCAGCAUGAGCGAGAGUGGAAAAUGGGAACUCAAGGGCCUUCCUGAAGAUGAGGAGGAGCUGGGCCAGUGGGACGUUAUGAGGGACUUCCCGGAGGUGCCCGCCCGGGGGCUCCGCGCAGGUCUGCGGGGGCCCUGCUUCGCAAGAGCCUGGCAGCACCCUGAGGGCAUCCUGACCUUAGAGGCCCGAGCCCUGGCGCCGGACGGGCGUGGCCGCUGCCUCGGCCCCCUGCAGACCAGACAGGGCGCGAGGCCUGGCCUGGGGCCGUCUGCCCAGGGUCAGGAGGCGGGAUGCCCGCGGCAGCUUGCCCCUUUGCCGCCAGUGGCGCCGCUGCCGUCGCCGGCAGCUUGGCGGGAGCACCAGCUGUGCGAGUCGGAGCUCCUGAAGACAGCGGUGCAGGGCCGUCCCCUGCCGCGGAGCUCGGGGCAGAUGGCGGAGGACCUGAAGGAGAUGCCUGUGCCAGCGGAGCCCGCUCAGGGAGUGCGAGAGAGCGACGGCUCCUCCGACAGCGGGAGCUCCGAGCCCGAGGUCGAGACCGACGCCGCGCGGCAGCCCAGGUUCGCGCAGUCGCACGAGCGCCUUGCCCGCCACUACGGGUCCCCUUACCUGGAGAGGGAGGCCGUGUGGAUUCCGUCGCUGCGCGAGCACCAGAGGGUUGGGACCAUUGGCGAGGUCAUGGAGAGCAGGGACGUUGCCAUGGUGACCUCGGCGUUGGUGAGCCAGCUGACCGGACUGCACCAGACUGGAACUCACCCCUCCUGGGCCGAGAGGCUGAUGGUCGGCGUCCCGCAUUUCAACCCCGACGGGUCGAGCUACGGUGCCUGGCGCCUCCCCCUGGGCUGGAGUUUCUGGACCCUGAGGCUCUCCCCGGAGGAGGAAGGCCCGUGGGAGGGAGCGGGCCUGGUGAAGGUGUCGCUAGAGUCAGACUCGCCCUGGAUGCGCUUCUUGGGCCCUGUGCUGUGUCAGAUGAAGAAGGAGAAGCGCCCCGAGUACCCGUGGAACUUCACGUGCCCAGAGUACCGCAGGAGGUUCAGCCUACGUCUCCAAGACCUGCCAGCAAGAGCCGAGUUGGUGCCGUAUCAGGUUUGCCUUUCAAGGGCCUUGGUAUGCAUGGCGAGGAGGUGGGGGCGGCUGGCCGAGGUGCAGACACGCUGGCAGUGGAGAGCCAAGCGCAGCGUCGUCCGCUACGAGAAGCACGCGCGCCUGGCAGCCACGUGGUCAACUCGGAGCCGCACGGUGCAAAACGUGUUCCUGGUCUGCGGGGUUCAGCUCGCGGACAUCAUUUCGGAUCGCGCCUCGCCGCUCGACUUGCGGGAGCUCGGCUGCGUCUGA
This is a messenger RNA of Prorocentrum cordatum, 4314 nucleotides long. NCBI's taxonomy places the organism in Eukaryota, Dinophyceae, Prorocentrales, Prorocentraceae. The record is from the annotation of a GenBank genome assembly.